Molecule: messenger RNA, 912 nt
Organism: Salvia splendens (bonfire salvia)
Lineage: Eukaryota; Viridiplantae; Streptophyta; Magnoliopsida; Lamiales; Lamiaceae
Exons: 1
Coding region: 1-912 (303 amino acids)
Source: RefSeq, a predicted model, not a curated record
AUGGAUAUUCCGACCGUUUACGCCACCAUUAAAGCCCGACUGGGGAUUUCCCUGUCAAGGGACCGAGCCAGAACUUCCACACCCCAAAACCCUCCUUCUUCUUCCCAAACACCGACCCCCCGUCACAACCCUACGCCUACACCCAUGUUUCCACUAGUACAAUACAGUGGGGACGACUCUGAGGAAGAAGGGGCACAACCAGUCGCCCCUCCCGCUACCAAAAUAGAAGUCGUGCCGACACAACCAGAUGCAGAGGGCACGACUGCUCCCAACGCUCCGACACCACCAAGUGGCGGAGGCUCCAGCUCCCCUACUCUCCUAGGGCCGACACAAUCGAUCGAGGUUGUGAACAUUGACGAUGACUCUACGGAGGACUUUCUGCGUCCCCCCAGCGAAAUACUACAACAUAGGGGGGCAGAAUGGACCUUCAUUCCUCGGGCAGAGGAUGAAUUGGUCUCGGAGACGGAGGAGGAGCCGCUGCACCGCCGGACGCGCAAAAGGGAAAUCCACACGCUGAUGGAGGAGUUGGAGACCAGGGUGGCCAGCAUGCAGAGGGUGGAGGAGGAACAGGUGGAGAGGCCCUGUACAGUGCGGAGGCUGUUGGAUGAGCCAGGGGAACCAGAAAACCAAGGAGCAGUUGAAGACAGCCAUCAGAAGGCUGAAAAGAAGAGGAAAGGGAAGGGGACUGUGUUGUCUUCUCCGAAGAGGAUGCGCCCCGCAACCCGGGGCAUUGUGAUUUCUGAUACAUACCUACAUGCCGCUCCACAAGAAGGAGAUGAGGGCAACGAUACAGAGGGGAGGGAGCUCCGAUGGGCCCGAACCUCUCGCAGGCAACAAGGAAGGCCUGCACCACCCCCCCCCCGCCGCCGCCGACUAUUCCAAACAAACUGUGGUAUUGACCACGGACCUUGA